Molecule: messenger RNA, 1664 nt
Organism: Odocoileus virginianus texanus
Lineage: Eukaryota; Metazoa; Chordata; Mammalia; Artiodactyla; Cervidae
Source: RefSeq, a predicted model, not a curated record
UCAACGGGGUGGCUUUCGUUUCCUUUGCGGGUAUGGAGUCUAUUUUGGAUGAACGCUUCUUGCAAGAUCUUCAGAACCCCUGGGCCAACUCCAAGAAGAAGCUGAAGAUGAAUUCUCGUGUUGUUGGGGGCAUCAUAACAGGAGGGAAGAAAGACGGGUUCUCUAAACCAGUCAUCUAUACUCUGGAGAACAUCAAGCCAAAGCAGGAUUUUGAGAGUGCUAUCUGCGUUACCUGGAGACCAGAUGUGGAGGGAGGCAGAUGGACACGCUCAGGCUGUGUGCUCCUUGAAGCUUCCAAGACGCAUACUGUCUGCGGCUGUAAUCGAAUGGUGAACUUGGCCGUCAUCAUGGCUUCUGGGGAGCUCACGAUGGAGUUCACCCUGUACCUCAUCAGUCACGUGGGCAUGAUCAUCUCACUGGUGUGUCUUGCCACGGCCAUCAUCACCUUCCUUGUGUGUCGCACCAUCCGAAACCAGAACACCUACAUCCACCUGCACCUCUGCAUAUGCCUCUUCUUGGCCAAGAUACUGUUUCUCACUGGUGUGGACAAGACUGACAACCAGAUGGGCUGCGCCCUCAUCGCAGGCUUUCUGCACUACCUUUUCCUUGCGUGCUUCUUCUGGAUGCUGGUGGAGGCUGUGAUACUCUUCCUUAUGGUCAGGAACCUGAAAGUGGUGAAUUACUUCAGUUCUCGGAACAUCAAGAUGCUGUAUCUCUGCGCCUUUGGCUAUGGGCUCCCGGGGGUAGUGGUGGCUGCCUCUGCUGGCUUACAACCACAGGGUUAUGGGAUGUAUAAUCGCUGCUGGCUGAAUACAGAAACAGGGUUCAUCUGGAGCUUCCUGGGGCCAGUGUGCACAAUUAUAGUGGUCAACUCCAUCCUCCUGACUUGGACACUAUGUAUCCUGAGGCAGAAGCUUUCUAGUGUCAGUGCGGAAGUCUCCACACUCAAAGACACCAGGUUGCUGACCUUCAAAGCCUUUGCUCAGAUCUUCAUCUUGGGGUGCUCCUGGGUGUUGGGCAUUUUCCAGAUUGGACCCGUGGCCAAUAUCAUGGCUUAUCUCUUCACCGUCAUCAACAGCUUGCAGGGGGCCUUCAUCUUCCUCAUUCAUUGCCUGCUCAACCGCCAGGUACGUGAAGAAUACAGAAGAUGCAUGACCAGGAAGACUAAACCCAGCUCUGAGACCCAGACCUCAGGGAUCUUACUGUCAUCCGUUCCCUCCACUUCCAAAACGGGUUGAAGUCCCUUCUUGCUUUCAAAUACACAAUGGAACAACAUCUCAGGAAAGCAGGUGCCUGCAGAAGCCUUCUCUGAAAUCUGUUCUCAGCUUAGUGUGGAAAUGCAGUAUCUCGCCAGCCCUAGAACUCUCUGGGCAAUUUGGAUUAUGGAUGAUUGGGUGGGGUGGUCUUCCCAUGGCUUCCUGCCCUGGUGAGAAAAGAAGAGCUUCUGUUCCAGCUUACCAUUUUAUCUUCCGUUUUCUGCAUCUCUGACUUUUCAGAGUUUUGUGGAGAUAACAGACUGCAGUGCAAUGGCAGGACCAAGGACUUCUGGCUACCACUUUGAUUUGUCCUAAGUCCAUUGAUGUGUGGCUUUAAGCAUGCCUCUCCAGCUUCUAUCACAUGCUUCACACACAGAGUAGCCCUAAAUAAAUGAUUUGUUUUCUGAC